UUUAAAGCACCUCAAAACUAAGUGGUCAGUUUGUCGUGACUUGCCUGACCUAGAUUAUUUCUACUUUCGUUUUAAUGCUUCCGUGUUGUUAUGGUGCUUGUAAACAUUCAUGCUGUAAUUGAAAUAUGGCUACAAAAUCCACCAAGAAGAGUUUACCGCAGCUACUAAAAACAAAAGCACCAGACUGUAAACAAAAGACUACAGCGCCUGUUCAACAUGGAGAUGAAACAAAUUUCCUCACAGUUCUGUACGACGAUCAGCUGAAAAAAUGUAGCGUUGAAAUUGAGGAUUUGAAGAAGCAGAUUGAGAGACUUUCUAAUGAGAACGUGUCUUUAAAAACCGAGCUUCAACAAUUCAAAGAUAAUGAGCUUCAAAGAACAAACCAAGGUGAAGGGCAAAAGACUGCAAAAUUUGCAAAAAAAUUCUCUGAACUUUACGACAUAUUUUGGAAGAAUGCUUUCAAGGAGCAAAUUGAUAAAGAAGGAAAGAGUGAAGAGGAUGGAAUCAGUUUUCUCCUGGCUAUAAUAAAGGAUGCAAAUGAGUAUGCGAGCAAGGAUGUUAUUGAGAUUCAGAAAAUCAUGUCAGCAUUCAAACUUCCUCCUCUACCAAACGAAGAGAAGUUACCUCCAAAGAUGGUACACGUGUUUAAAGACGCUGCAAAAAAUAUGUACAAUAAUUUCAAAGAACCACUUGCCCACGUCUCCGUUGAGAAAUUUCUUCAAAGUCAGAAAAAAUCGGGAAAAACAUUUGGAAAAGCAACUACCGUGUACGCUGGAACAUGUGCAGUAUUUUGCUUGUUCAUGUAUUUCGAAGAUCCACCAGUUUAUCUCGACGUCGACAUCCCUAGCGGGGAAUUUGAUACUGAAAAAUACAGACCAUAUAAAAAUACUGGAGGGGAAUACAAAUAUCAAGUUUGGCCAUGUCUUUACCUGCACAAAGGAGGACCAAUUCUUGCAAAGGGGAUUGCAGAAGGAAAAUGAAAUAUUUAGAUAUACAACGUAAUAUAUAUUAUAAAUUGCAUUUGAGAAAUGGAUACGCUAUUUCAGAUCAAAUUUCUUUGACUUUCGUUUACAUUGCAUUUAAUUUGUUAUGUGUAAUCAAUCUCGUCGAUAAUAUCACGCACACGAUACAUUUGUGACAGAGUAUUGUGUAAUCGCAACUGCUGUGUAAUGAAGGUAACUGUGCGUGAAACUCACGCAUUGUUUUGUAAAUACAGUAAUUAUUACAUUUAUUUUUGAGAACUCACAAGUCAUAUUGCAAUAGUUAAUUCGUGUUAAGGGACUCCGACCCUCAGCCAGGAAGGACAACUCUUUAAUUUAUAAUUUAAUUCAAAAAGUCUUUAAAUAAAGCUUGAACAUUAAAUCUUUUCAUGCAACAAUUUUUAUUAUAUGCCUCUCAAUGUGCUUCAAGGUUCUUUGAUCUUCUCAGAAAGGCCUAAUUAAAAGUAGUAAUUUUUAUCCUGAAAAAGCAUUUUUAGAUACCAAUGUUUAUUAACAUGAUAUGAAAUUAGAAGUGAUUUAUCGAGCUUUGCAAAGAAUCUUGGAGCACAUUGAGAGGCAUAUAAUGAAAAUUGUUGCAUGAAAAUAUUUAAUUUUCAAACUUCAUUUAAAGACUUUUUUAAUUAAAUUAUAAAUUAAAGAGUUGUCCUUCCUGGCAGAGGGUCGGAGUCCCUUAACAUUUAUUUGACAUCUAACAGAAUAUAUUUCAUCAUAAUUAUUUAUUCAAUUUACAUGAUAUUAUAUGUAUGAGAAAU
Molecule: messenger RNA, 1753 nt
Organism: Saccostrea cuccullata (small rock oyster)
Lineage: Eukaryota; Metazoa; Mollusca; Bivalvia; Ostreida; Ostreidae
Exons: 9
Coding region: 126-980 (284 amino acids)
Source: RefSeq, a predicted model, not a curated record